AUGAUGUCACAUAUGCACGAUUUAAAAGAUCAUGAACAUGUACCAGUUGGUCGUUUUCCACGACACCUUUUUGACUUUGAAAAUUUUCUUGGUCAAUCACUUGAUGUAUUUGAUCCAUUCGAUGAAGUUGAUUUAGCUUCACAUCGUAUGCAAAACGCUCUUCAAUGGUUACAAGAUCCACCACGUGCCCAACGUGAACUUUGUCCAGUUACUGGUCAUAAAAAACGAGCACAUACUGAUAAAUUUCGUGUUACAUUAGAUGUUACUGGUUAUAAACCAGAAGAUUUAAGUGUCAAAGUUAUUGGCCGCAAAUUAUUCAUCGAUGGAAAACAAGAAUUACGUGAUGGUGAAGAUUUUUCAACCAAAGAAAUGCGUAAAACAUAUGAAUUACCUGAUAAUGCUAGUCUUGAACAUAUGACAUCAUUUCUUACAGCCAAAGGUACAUUGGUUGUCGAAUUUCCACUUAUUACAGUACAUAAAGAACGAGAUGAUCAUCAUCAUCAAUUACAAAAAUAUGGUGCUAACAAAAAAGAUUUCAAUUUCGAUGAAUUCUUCAAAAGUUCAUUUGAACCAAAAAUUACUGAUAGUACCGAAACCGGUGGAAAGAAAAUUGAUAUGUCAUUAGAUAUGACUGGUUUUAAACCAAGUCAAAUUCAACUUCAUCUUAAAGAUCAUGAUUUAAUUGUUCAAGCUGAAUCAAGUGCAACAGAUAAACAUCAUACAGGUCGUUCAUAUAUCUACAAAGCUAUUACAUUACCACCUAACAUUGAUGUUGAACAUAUGCGUUCAUUUCUUCAUGAUGGUAAACGACUUGUCAUUACUGCUCCAUACUAUGAAAAUUUUGCUGAUAUUCCAAAUGUAAAAACUGCUUCACUUGAACAUGGUAAUCAUGGUAUGAAUUUAAUGAAAGGUGAUAGUCUUCGUGAUGAUAUUAGAAUUCCUAAAUGUGCAUCACCAACAAGUUCAACAUGUUCCAUUGCUGGUUCAGUUAAUUCAGCAUUUGGAAGCAAAUGA
Molecule: messenger RNA, 1014 nt
Organism: Adineta steineri
Lineage: Eukaryota; Metazoa; Rotifera; Eurotatoria; Adinetida; Adinetidae
Source: the annotation of a GenBank genome assembly